This is a messenger RNA of Naegleria gruberi, 2121 nucleotides long. RefSeq names its product RGS domain-containing protein. NCBI's taxonomy places the organism in Eukaryota, Heterolobosea, Eutetramitea, Acrasida, Naegleriidae. The record is from RefSeq and is a predicted model, not a curated record. The transcript has a single exon. The coding region runs from base 66 to 2105 and encodes 679 amino acids.
AGCCAACACUGAUUCUUCUUCUCACUUUUUAAUAUAUUUUGUAGAUUCACUCUCACAACAUUCAAAUGGUGCUGGAUUCGCUAAUAGACGAAGAAAUUGGGCCAACUGUGGCUGGAGAUUCAACUCCAACAUUAAAACAAUCUAAACAAGCUCUUUCAACAAGUGAAAAUGUUGUAGGAAAUUUGAAACAAGAAUUAUCGAAAAGACAACGAGGAGUCUAUAUAUUGAGUAUAAUAUUGGGUUUAGUUCUGGCAUUGGUUGCCUUGUGUGUGACUGUGCCGGUGACGUCUGUCGUUUUAAAAACUGUUGAUGAUAAUAGAAUGGAAACAAAGAAGGCACAAGUUACACAGGUGGGAUUAACAGCCUACUUGGCCAUGAAAAGACAAAUAGAAUUGUCAAUGAGUAGUUUAGUUUCAAUUGCUCAAGUAAUUUAUUCAUCAAAUUAUACAAUAACGGAUUCUUCAUUUGCAGACCUUGGUUCGAGGUUAAAUGUAAUUUAUCCGGAAUUAGCACAAUUCGAAAUUGACAAGGGACUUGUUCUUUCGUUUGUUUAUGGAAAGGUUGUUGGUAGUGAAGCAGCUCACUUGAGAGCCAUCAACAGAGCAAUUGAACUGAAGGAAACUACAAUCUUUGGACCAAUCUAUAUUAAGAGAUUAGCAACAGCUGCUCUCAUUACACAGUACCCAUUGUUUUAUCCUAAUCAAACAUUUUGGGGAUUAUCGAGUUCAAUCAUCUAUUUUACAACAUUAUUCAACAGAAUCAACCUCCAUGAUACUCUCAAAGGUUAUGAAUAUCAAUUAUAUGAAUAUGAACAAAAUAGAAUUUUCUUAGAGGCCAGAAAUGGUACCAACAUGACAACAAAUGGUAUCACUACCAACUUGACUAGCAUUGAUGAUGCAAUCUCUGUAAAUAUGACCAUUCUCAAUAGCGAAUACAAACUCUUGUUAAAACCUUUACAAGGAUGGACCCACGAAGAUACCUACUAUGUGGAAAUUGCUUUUGGUAUUGUUUUGAAUUUUAUUUUGGCAGUUCUAGUCAUUCUGGCAGUCUUCCAAUUGGUUCAGGACUAUUUUAGAAAGAAGGAAUACCUCAUCAUUCAAAACAAAUUAGAAAUUAAGGUGGCAGAGAGGACGAAAGAUCUAGCUCAGAGUCAUCAACAAUUAUCUGUGCUAUUGGAUAAGAUUUCUCUCGAGGAGCAGAGAACAAGAAGAAUUUUGAACACCAUCGAUGAUGCUGUCAUUACAAUUCUAACUGAUGGAUCCAUUAUUCACUGUAAUAAUGCAUUCUACAACAUGUUUUCACUGACAGAAAUUGAUUUGAGAAGAGGUGAAAAGGAUAGGUCAACUAUCAUUAAUUCAAUUCUACCAAAACUCAAUUUGAAAGAAAUGUUUGAAAAAGCCCUCACUGAAGGAGAUGAAGCAUCAUUCCACGAUCUUGAAACUGUUGCCUCUAGUAAGGUGGGCAUUGAGUUCAAUGUGAGAGUUUCUAUCAACUUUUGUAAAAUGCUCAAAACUGAGGCAAACAAGCAUCAAUCAGAGGAUAAGUCAACAGAAGAAAUCUCUGAUUAUAUUUUGGUUUGCGUCCUUCUCAUCCACAACCAUACAGAUAAAACAUCCCUCUUGAAGCACUUGAAGGAAAAGGAAACCCAAUACAACAAACUCGUAGAAAAAAUUGAAUUUAAGGAAAUGUUCGACAACCACACCAAGAGAAAUGAAUUUAAAGAGUUCUGUAUUAAGGAGCACAAUGAAGAAUCCAUACUCUUCUUGGAAGAUGUUCAAUUCUACAAGAUGCUGAACAAUUUACAGCAAAGAAGUGAACUGCAGAAGGAAAUGUAUCAAAAGUAUUUGGCUCCAAACGCUCCAAAAUUGCUGAAUAUUUCAAGCACAGAAUUGGAUUCAUAUAGAUACAAAAUUAAUAGUGGUAUUGGACAGCAGGAACUUUUUAGUGGUUUGGAGGAUAUUGUCGUGAAUAAUAUCAUUUUCGAUUCAUUUAAGAGAUGGACUACCGAAAAACAAAAACACUCAACAUUUUCCAAAUCUUCAGAUAGUUUACCAGAUCAACCUAAACACAAACUAUCGUAUAUUCUCAAUACCAACCAACAAUAAAAGAAAUACAAAUAAC